AUGUCCUACCCUCAGGGCUACUUGUACCAGCCGUCUGCCUCCCUGGCACUCUAUUCCUGCCCGGCUUACAGCACCAGCGUCAUCUCGGGACCUCGCACCGAUGAACUUGGCCGCUCUUCCUCGGGCUCCGCUUUUUCUCCUUAUGCUGGAUCUACCGCCUUUACCGCUCCUUCCCCGGGUUACAACUCUCACCUCCAGUACGGCACGGACCCAGCUGCCGCAGCAGCCGCCGCCUUCACUUCGUACGUGGGCUCACCCUACGACCACACCCCGGGCAUGGCGGGGUCCCUAGGAUACCAUCCCUAUGCUGCACCCUUGGGGUCCUAUCCCUAUGGAGAUCCAGCCUAUCGGAAAAACGCCACUCGGGACGCCACGGCAACACUCAAGGCCUGGCUGAACGAACACCGCAAGAAUCCGUACCCCACUAAGGGCGAGAAGAUCAUGUUGGCCAUCAUUACCAAGAUGACCCUCACUCAGGUCUCCACUUGGUUCGCCAACGCACGGAGACGCCUCAAGAAGGAGAACAAGAUGACUUGGACUCCACGGAACCGGAGCGAGGACGAGGAAGAAGAAGAAAACAUCGAUUUGGAAAAGAACGAUGAGGAUGAACCACAGAAGUCGGAAGAUAAGGGAGAGGCCGAGGCCCCAGAAACAGGGGGAGAUCAGAAGGCUGCUCCAAUAUGCGAAAGGCUGCAGGGGCCCCAUACUCCCGCAAGCAAGGAGGCCGAAGGCAACCUGAGCGACUCGGAUUUUAAAGAGUCCCACGAGGGCCGACUGGACGCUCUCCCAGGGGGUCCGAGGGCUGGCGGCCCUUCUCCCUCUGGCACGGUUGCAAGGCUGGGCGAGGAACCCUCGCCACACUAUCCCCCGGGAGUUUCAGCCCCACACCCAGAUGGAGAAUUGCCCUCCGGCCCCAGCGGGCCCUCGGUUAUUCACUCACCGCCGCAGGCAGUACUAACCAAGCCCAAAUUGUGGUCAUUAGCUGAGAUAGCCACCUCUUCGGACAAGUCCAAGGAAGGCGGCGGCGGAGGUGGUGAGGGUCCUCCUCCAGGGCAAGGGCCCACAGCCGGGCAAACCUUGGCUGGCAGCCGGUCGUCUCCCUCCCCGGCGCGUUCGCCCUCCGCUCAGUGCCCAUUCCCGGGCGGUGCAGUUCUGUCCCGGCCUCUCUACUACACUGCCCCUUUCUAUCCCGGCUACACGAACUAUGGCUCCUUUGGCCACCUGCACGGCCACCCGGGGCCGGGACCGAGUCCUGCCCCGGCCCCCGGCCCGCAUUUCAAUGGAUUAAACCAGACCGUGUUGAACCGAGCGGACGCUUUGGCUAAAGAAACGAAAAUGCUCAGAAGCCAAUCACAGCUAGACCUGUGCAAAGACUCUCCCUUUGAACUGAAGAAAGGUAUGUCCGACUUUUAACACGGGCUGCUUCGGCCCCGGACUUUUCUAAUUUAUUAAAACAUGGCCUUGGCAGUUAUUUUUCCACCACCAAGAGAGAAAAAUAAAAUAAACCCUCCUAUCCAAAAGUUUAUAGUUUAUGGAGAUGAGUGGCAUAAAAAUGUAAACAUCUCCGCCAAAAAUGUCUUAACCAACUGAAAAGAAAAAUUUAAAAGAAGGAUUUGUAUUAAAUCUUAUUCUGUAUAUUUAAUGUAGCAUUUUGUAUUUAAAUUGAUAAUACAAUAUCUUUGAAGUAAAUUAUGAAAUCAAGACACCUGUACAGGCAUUUAAUGUUGUUUUGUAAUAUAAAUAUAUACAUUUGUGUUUUCCCAAGCUGUUUCAUAGUUUAAAAAUACAAGUUUAAUUUAAUUUUUUACACCUAUUGAUUUUUCUGGGUAUGAGCUAAAGUAUUAUUAAAGAAAAGAAACAGGUUAUACUUAUUAGAUUUAAAAAACUGCAGUCGCCUUUGUAAAAUGCAAAAUAUUUAAUUAAAAGAGAUUUUAACAUAAAA
Messenger RNA from Antechinus flavipes (yellow-footed antechinus), 1942 nucleotides. RefSeq names its product iroquois homeobox 5 (gene IRX5). Gene Ontology annotation, molecular function: DNA-binding transcription factor activity, RNA polymerase II-specific; RNA polymerase II cis-regulatory region sequence-specific DNA binding. The record is from RefSeq and is a predicted model, not a curated record. Lineage: Eukaryota; Metazoa; Chordata; Mammalia; Dasyuromorphia; Dasyuridae. The transcript has 3 exons. Bases 1 to 1413 code for a protein of 470 amino acids. Gene Ontology annotation, cellular component: nucleus. Gene Ontology annotation, biological process: neuron differentiation; regulation of transcription by RNA polymerase II; cell development.